Radiomyces spectabilis is the source of this 1721-nucleotide messenger RNA. Its product is annotated as major facilitator superfamily-domain-containing protein. Lineage: Eukaryota; Fungi; Mucoromycota; Mucoromycetes; Mucorales; Radiomycetaceae. The transcript is spliced from 9 exons. The coding region runs from base 34 to 1524 and encodes 496 amino acids. Gene Ontology annotation, molecular function: transmembrane transporter activity. Gene Ontology annotation, biological process: transmembrane transport. The record is from RefSeq and is a predicted model, not a curated record.
UUGCAUAUUGCUUCCUAUUUCAACGAUGCUUCCAUGGCCGGUUGGGCAGGCACGCUCUAUUUACUUCUCAUGACUUCCUUUCAGCCAUUAUUUGGAAGCCUGGCCGAACGUCUUGGCAGGAAAAUUGUCAUUAUGGUUGCCCUUACUACCUUUAUCCUCGGGGGAGUUUGUUGCAGUGUGUCCGUCAAUAUGUGGAUGUUUAUUGUGUCUCGCGCUUGGCAAGCGGUGGGGAGUGGGGGCAUCUUGUCGUUGACUUAUGUCAUGGUAGCCGAUCUGGUGCCACCGGAAAAACGAGGAAAAUAUCAAUUUGUUCUAAGCAUAUCAUGGGGUAGCGCGGCUAUUCUCGGUCCACUCAUGUGUGGUACCUUGGUCGAUGAUGGUAUAUGGCAAUACACAUUUUACAUCAAUGUUAUUUUAGCGAUGAUCGCUCUACUGCUGUUAGCUUUCUUUUUUCCGUGGCCGAAUCGUCCAUGUUCUGUGUGGAUACAAAUGGGAAGAAUGGAUUACACUGGCAUGCUACUCAUGCUGUCAUCGACCAUUGUACUUUUGCUAGCUUUACAGUGGGGUGGCUACGUUUAUCCAUGGGCGUCGCCUCUCAUUCUCACUAUGAUUGCUAUCGGUAUCGUUUUACUCGUUUUAUUCAUCUGCCAUGAGGUAUACCGAGCUGCAGAACCCAUGAUCUCGUUUCGGAUGUUCCAGCAACGGACGGUGAGGACCAUGUUUUUAGGCCACUUUUUAUUCGGUCUUGCCACGUAUGGCAUGCAUUUUUAUAUGCCCACGUAUUUUCAAGUCAUCAAUGGAGAUUCCGCGGCCAUUUCCGGCCUGGAAAUGCUGCCCGAUCAACUGAGUGGACCCAUUUGCUACGGCCUUGUCAGUGUGAUCAUUGCAAGAACAGGCACCAUUCGUAUCUUUGUGUGGAUUGGAUUUGGUCUGCUGACCAUCGGGGCAGCUCUGAUCACAUGCUUUGACAUUCACACUUCCUUGCUUCAGCAACUUGCCACGUUGUUACUAACCGGGAUCUCCACGGGACUGAUCGUUGAACCUUCUGUAAUCAUUACUCAACAUUUCGUCAUGGAAGAAAAUGUAGCCGUGGCCACGUCGUUGUGCAACUUUUUCCGAUCAUUGGGUGGAUCGUUUAGCAUUGCUAUUUAUUCCACCGUGUUUCUUCAUACCCUCAAUACAGGAUUAAUGUCCAGUCAAUUAUCGAGCGAUGAGGCCGAACGGGUCAAACAUGAUUUGCUACUCAUUGCAGGGCUGACGGAACCUUUGAAAUCGGAUAUUCAAUCCAUCUACGCACGAUCAGUUCGUCAGGCAUGUAUUCUUAUGAUCCCCUUUGCUCUGGUCGGCCUCUUUUCCGUAUUAUGGGCCCAACCCGUCAAUGUACGUCGUCCAAGCUCGGCUGCGUCUCCGACCCCAGAAUCCCUUGAUUGGGAGAGUCACAGUGAUCGCACACUAGUACCAGAGAAAGAAACAAACCAUGAUACCAACCUAUCGAUCAUUGAAAGUCAUUUGUUACACAUGUGAUUUCAUCCUGUGGCACUUGAUGUUGCACACCGAUGUGCAUUUUCCGUUUUGUAACGUAUGACCCUUUUUAUUUUUCAUAUUGGCAGCUGCCCUUGGCAGCUAGCUUGACCUAUUGCCACGCGACAAAACCGUUCAUCCAAUUUCAACCCACUCGUUACACAAUAGAUGAAUGCAAUAAAAAAAUGACAGAUUGAUAC